AUGCAAGGUUUUUUCGGAAGACCUGUCGAUAACCUAUUUGCUGAGCCCUUGAUUGCGCGCUGGAUCCGGAUGAAUGUGCCUCGCUGGAAUGAAGCUGUUGUAGUCACAAAAAAUGCCGGCGGAAGCAAAAGGGUGACAUCCUUGGCGGAUGCGCUGAAGCUAAACUUUGGUAUCGUGAACACAGAUCGGAGCCGGGGAAACAUGAACAGUGGAUCAGGAAGCGCCAUAUUUUUCGAUUCUGUUGAUCGCGGUUUUCCCUCACCGCAGGACGAACAGACCCCUGUUGAUCCGGUUCCUCAGACCGAACCACCCGGGUCCCAACCUCCCUCAACAAGAGUUCCCGUUCGACCUUCUCAACGAAAUGUCUCCCCUAGUCCAUUGGCAAGAACGGCGUCUGCUGCGGAGUCUGAAUCACCACCGACGCCACCACACGCCUCGACCACUGUCUCGCAACAAAUCGAAUCGUCAUUUUCUGCGCGCCGUCCUUCUGAGCAAGAGGCCGCGUUCGAGUACACCGAUGAGCGCGCGCGAGAGGUGAUCACAGGUAGAUUGGUGCAGGGCCAUAUUGUUGACGAUGACUACUCUUCGCCAAUUCUCUCGUCAACUUCUGUUAACACGAUUUCUGGAGAUAGGAAUGGCACCGAAUAUGAACCAUCCUCGCGGGAUCCCAUGACCUUAUCUUUUAUCUCCAACGCAUCGUCCUUCCAUCCUGACCAUGCCCUAGGAGGCUCAUUUGAUGCUGCCGCUUCCUCCGACGAAGAAGAUAAUAAGCAGGAAAUGUUCACUCGUGAGAGGACGGUAACACUCGUUGGUGAUGUGAGGGACAAGAAAGUGUUUAUCGUCGAUGAUAUGAUUGAUAAGCCGGGUUCGUGGAUCGCAGCUGCGGAGACAGUGGUGAAGAGGGGCGGGGCCAAAAAGGUGUACUGCAUCGCCACACAUGGCUUGUUUAAUCAUGACUCACUGCAGGAGAUGGAGGCCUGCAAGUGUAUCGAUUAUAUUGUAAUCACCAAUUCGUUUCCGAUCCCCCCGAACGCGAUGGAUUCGAAAAAAUUGAUAGUCAUCGAUUUAUCGGCGCUCCUAUCAGAAAGCGUAAGGCGUCAUCACUACGGAGAGAGUAUCUCUGCCUUGUUCCAAAGUAAUGACUAG
This is a messenger RNA of Histoplasma mississippiense, 1146 nucleotides long. Its product is annotated as ribose-phosphate pyrophosphokinase. The transcript has 2 exons. Gene Ontology annotation, molecular function: magnesium ion binding; ribose phosphate diphosphokinase activity. Gene Ontology annotation, biological process: 5-phosphoribose 1-diphosphate biosynthetic process; purine nucleotide biosynthetic process. Gene Ontology annotation, cellular component: cytoplasm; ribose phosphate diphosphokinase complex. Lineage: Eukaryota; Fungi; Ascomycota; Eurotiomycetes; Onygenales; Ajellomycetaceae. Bases 1 to 1146 code for a protein of 381 amino acids. The record is from RefSeq and is a predicted model, not a curated record.